Messenger RNA from Trachemys scripta elegans, 2440 nucleotides. Its product is annotated as stimulated by retinoic acid gene 6 protein-like. Gene Ontology annotation, cellular component: plasma membrane. Gene Ontology annotation, molecular function: signaling receptor activity; retinol transmembrane transporter activity. The transcript has 17 exons. NCBI's taxonomy places the organism in Eukaryota, Metazoa, Chordata, Testudines, Emydidae. Gene Ontology annotation, biological process: vitamin A import into cell. The record is from RefSeq and is a predicted model, not a curated record. The coding region runs from base 238 to 2187 and encodes 649 amino acids.
CCUGGAGUCAGUGUCUGACAGGAUGUUUGCUUUCCUGCUGAGCGGAGGUGGGGAGGAGUAGUGAAGCAAGGCGCCCAGUGUGCCCAAUGCAGGCUGAGAGGAUUGCAGCACAGCAACCAGGAAGAGUGCCCCCCCAAGUGCCAGCUGUGUUCUGAGAUCUGAGUUAUUGCUCACGUCUGCACCCAGCAGCAGCAUAGUGCAUUAGCGCCUCGUGGCGCUCUCUGCUGCACAGCCAAGAUGCUCUCUGCAGAGGCAUGGGGCUGGCAGACAAAUGUCACUUGUGAGAGUUCAGUAGACAUGGACCUGGUUCUGCAUUACUCCCUUAUUCCAUCGUUUGCCAUCAUUUUGGUGCUGUCCUUCCUUGAAAGAAGAGCGAGCAGGAGUAAGAUAGAUGGAAAAUUGCACCUCCUCAAUGGCCGCUUUGGAAUUGUGAUACCCUUGGAUUUUGUUGGGACAUUCAGCAACCGAUGGUCAUUUGGUUUUGCAUUUGGAGCUACAGCCAAUAAAGUUAUGUUCCUGUUUUCGGAAGGUUACCUGCCACUACGAGUGCCCCAGUGGGCCCAAGCCAUUGUGCUUCUCAUAGGAGGCACUGAAGUGGGCCUCUCAUAUUUCCCUUUCUUCGCCUGCCUCGCGACGGAAUUCCAGAUCACAGGGUCUGUCCUGGGGUUCUUCUACACUUUCACUUGGUUCGUAAUCACGAUCACAAACAUUGUGCAGUGCCCACAUGGACGAGUGAUGGGAGACUAUGAGAAGAUCAUAUUUUAUUGGCCUUCCUUGUUCUGUCUGGUUUUCCUACUGGGCCGCUUUGCCCUGAUGUUUGUGAAAGCACUGAGGGUUCACUUAAAGAUGGAUGUGUCAAGUCAGGAAAAUCAUUUCCUGGAGGUGCAUCAGGCUCAGCAUGUCAAGCGUCUGGUCAGCAAGCCCCCAGAGCGGCAGGCUCAGAAAUCUUGGUUCCAGCGCAAGGUGUAUGAAUGGGACCCAUGCUUUCAGUUCCCAGGCAGAAUGAUUGGCACAUCUGCGCUAGCCUUAAUCUGCCUGUACAUUUUUAUUGUUAUUGAGUUUUACAUUUACAAGGAAUUCUCCCAAGAGCUGAAGAUAUUGGAUCAGAGAUUUGAAGAGUUUGUUGAAUCUAGCAAUGGCUCAGAAGUACUUGUACCAGCUGUCCUGCAGCUGAAAGAGUUUAUUAAUGUCACACAAGGUGUUUGGGUUUUCACCACCUUUGCUGCCUCCCUGACUUGUGUAAGCUACGUAUUUCACAUCUUAGCCUGCUACAGAAAACACAUGAAGCGGCUGUGGGCAGGGGAGAAACAUUUCCUUCCGCUAAGAUCUCGUGAGCCUGCUUCUUCUCAAAGCGUGGCAGCAAUAGCAAGAUACUCUGGUUGGCAAAUUGCAUACAUAUUAUGGGGUACGUGCCAAGCCUUCAGCAUAAGCAUGCAUUCAACCAAAAUUAGAGCGGUUGCCCUUUUCCUCUGCAGUAAGAAAUGUGUUUUCUCUUUUCCAGGCUACCUGAUCCUUCAUGUGGUACAGUGUCUGUUUGGUGUAAUGAUCAUGUACAGUUUUGUUUUGCCAAUACAGCAUGGCCAAGGGCUGGAAAUGGCAAAAGGUUUGGGAAUUGGGAUUCUUACAGUUGGAAUUGCCACAGGGCUCAUGAUAUUACAAAUCAAGAUCGCCGCGAGAUUUUUCCUUCAGCCAAAGAUCUUGCCAGAUGAUAAGCAGAAGCCAUUAGCUCUCAAUAACAGGAAAGCUUUCCACAACUUCAAUUACUUUUUAUUCUUCUAUAAUGUGCUCCUGGGCCUGGGGGCUUGUUUGUUCAGACUGCUUUGCAGUGUCCUGUUGGGAACUUGGCUGAUUGCACGGAUAGACAGGACUAUAAUGCAGAAAGGGUAUGAAGCUGCUGACAUGGGCUUCAACACAUGGAUUGGUAUGAUAUUUAUGGAUCACUACCACACUAAUCCCACCCUCCUCAGCUUUUGUCACAUUCUUCUGGCUGGAACCACUGAGAAAAAACUGCAGAAAUCCACCAAAUACGGUUUCUUCAACAAUAUAUCAGAACCCAGAGUAUCAACCAGAGCCAGGACACGGUGGUUGCUGCUCUACACCCUUCUUAACAACCCCAGGCUCACUGAACUCAGGAAGCCUAAUGUGCAGUCUGGUGCCAGUGCUGUGCCACAGAACCCCUGUGUCUAGCUUACUCUGCAGGUGGAAACUGGAAGACUCUUGAACAGCUGGUGACUUGCCUCUUGGGACUUUCAGAAGAUGGAGCUCUAUUUCAGAGCUAUACACGAUGAGCAGUUAGGGCUCUCAGCCCUGGUGUGACAGGAGAGCUGUGGGAAUGGAUGUCCAGGAGCACUUGCUGUCAUUGGUUGUUGUGCAUUACAUGUGUUUCCAAUAGACAGCUGUAAAUUGUGUUACAUCACUAUAAACCCCAGCAAUAUUUUAA